Messenger RNA from Paramisgurnus dabryanus, 1038 nucleotides. RefSeq names its product synuclein, gamma a (gene sncga). Gene Ontology annotation, cellular component: neuronal cell body; cytoplasm; axon terminus. Lineage: Eukaryota; Metazoa; Chordata; Actinopteri; Cypriniformes; Cobitidae. Gene Ontology annotation, biological process: synaptic vesicle endocytosis; chemical synaptic transmission; synapse organization. The record is from RefSeq and is a predicted model, not a curated record. Gene Ontology annotation, molecular function: cuprous ion binding.
GAGUGCCCAUCCCUCUCUCAAAGGAACUGCAUACAGACUCUGCCAGACGCACUUACAACACAGUUAGGCACAGAGCUGCGCACAUACAGCUUGAUCCAUCAGUUAUAAGACAACAGCCAGUUCCAGUUAAAGGACAUAGAGCUCAGCUCAAGCAUGGAUGCACUAAAGAAGGGAUUCUCCAUGGCUAAGGAGGGUGUGGUGGCCGCCGCCGAGAAAACCAAGGCCGGGGUGGAAGAAGCUGCUGCCAAAACCAAGGAGGGGGUCAUGUAUGUGGGCACAAAGACAAAAGAAGGUGUUGUGACAGGUGUGAACACAGUUGCUCAUAAAACAACAGAGCAGGCGAAUCUUGUGGGUGAGACCGCUGUAGCCGGAGCCAAUCAGGUGUCAGAAAAGACAGUGGAAGGACUGGAGACUGUGGUUACAUCUGCUGGCCUGGUCAAACAGGGGGAGCUCUCGAAGACAGAGGGAACUGAAGAGCAGCCUGCAGACGCUGGACAAUAGGUAAGAACACGAGGAAAGAUGGAUGGCUGAUGUUAGGAUGCGCAUCCCCCAUGAUGCUCUGCUUUCUGCCUAAGAGGAGAGAGUUUAUCUGCUGCCGCCAAUGCCUGAAUGUUAUCAAUGCUAGACCUCAGAUUGAUACAAACUAAUACCCAAUUCCUUAAAAAAACAAUAAAACCCAUAACCCAUCUUCUGCUUACCUCAGUUUCACCACUUCUUUCACAUAGAUAGAGAUACACGGUAUAGAAAUACUCAUGUAUUAACACUUUAUUAUUUAGCUAUGCAAGAUUAAUGUUAAGUGUGCAAUGUGCAUUAUCACCUCAUAUGGGCAAAUAUUACAUGUACGAUCAGUACAUUCUACAUAACUUACAAAAUCUCCAAAUUCUAUCAAGAUAGCUUUCUGGAUUUGUUCAUGAUGUCUGUGGAAAUAAUGCAUGUCAUGUUAAGGAUUCUCAUUUUAACCCAUCAUUUGAUUGACUUCUUAAACACUUUGUUUUAAAUUCUCCAUAUGUAAUAAAUUCAGUUUUGUGAAAAACAAAA